Galleria mellonella (greater wax moth) is the source of this 2129-nucleotide messenger RNA. It is a transcript of the gene Alg11, whose product is annotated as GDP-Man:Man(3)GlcNAc(2)-PP-Dol alpha-1,2-mannosyltransferase. Bases 150 to 1610 code for a protein of 486 amino acids. Gene Ontology annotation, molecular function: GDP-Man:Man(3)GlcNAc(2)-PP-Dol alpha-1,2-mannosyltransferase activity. Lineage: Eukaryota; Metazoa; Arthropoda; Insecta; Lepidoptera; Pyralidae. Gene Ontology annotation, cellular component: endoplasmic reticulum membrane. Gene Ontology annotation, biological process: protein N-linked glycosylation. The transcript has 9 exons. The record is from RefSeq and is a predicted model, not a curated record.
GUUUGAUUUAAGAAUUUAAAUAUGAAUUGAUAAAAAAUUGCUAUCAACCUUGCAUCGUCAAAGAAAUAAUAUUCAUGCCACGUCUUGGCGUUAUAGUGUUUACAAGUUAGCAUCCAUUUUUUUCAUAGCAGGCUGGCUGCAAAUCCACAAUGUUGUUUCUGUGUUUCACAAUUUUCUUCAUUAUACCGUUCAUAUUUUUCGGCGUGCUACUGUUUGCUACAUUUGUUUUGGUGCCAGCUGCCUUCAUCUUUGCAUCAUGGUUCAUGAAGAUAAAGGAACGCAAGCGUCAACGUAGAAACCGUGAUGGUGCCAAUGUGGCAUUCUUCCACCCAUACUGCAAUGCAGGAGGAGGUGGCGAGAGAGUAUUGUGGGUUGCUAUAAAAGCAGUCUUAGAAAGGUACCCAAACACAAACAUCAACAUUUACACAGUUGAGAUGGCUGAGCCAAAGACAAUACUUGAUAAAGUCCAGAACCAGUUCAAUGUUCAACUGCACUCGGCCAAUAUAAAUUUUAUUCGACUGUCAACGCAGAGGGUGAUUGAAGCUAAAAUGUAUCCGUACUUCACACUGCUACUUCAGAAUUUGGGCUCGAUGAUCAUGGGAAUGGAAGCAUUUAUGAAAUUAAAUCCAGAUAUAUACAUUGAUACAACCGGAUUCGCCUUCACCUACCCCAUAUUCCGAUACCUGGCGCAGUGCCCGGUCGGCUGCUACGUCCACUACCCGACCAUCACCAGCGCCAUGAUGAGGAGGGUCCAGCACAGGAUAGUGGCGUACAACAACUCCAGUCUCAUAGCCAGGAAUCCACUGUUCACAUGGAUUAAAUUACUCUAUUACAAGAUCUUCGGAUGGCUGUAUGGCGUCGUGGGCCGCUGUGCGGACGUGGUGAUGGUGAAUGGCUCGUGGACGGAGGGCCACAUCGCGGAACUAUGGGCCGUCCCAGACAACACCUACAAGGUCUAUCCACCAUGCGAGGUGUUGGAACUGAAACGGUUGCGCUCGUUAGUGAAGGACUCGGAUCCCAUAAACAUCCUGUCGGUGGCGCAGUUCAGGCCUGAGAAGGAUCACCCGCUGAUGCUGCAAGCGCUGUAUGAGUUGAGGAAUUUACUCAUCAAGAAUGAACUGCUUUGGCAUAGGAUAAAGCUUAUCCUGGUGGGUUCGUGCCGCAACGCGGAAGACGAGGAACGCGUGCGGAACCUGAAGGACCUCGCCAAGCACCUGUCGCUGGAGGACAGCGUGCAGUUCGUGGUGAACGCGCCGUACGCGCAGCUGCUGCGCCUCUACCAGACCUCCACCAUGGGCCUGCACGCCAUGUGGAACGAGCACUUCGGCAUCAGCGUAGUGGAAUCCAUGGCAGCGGGCUUGAUAAUGGUGGCCCACCGAUCGGGGGGGCCACUCAGCGACAUCGUGAACACUAUGGACGACGCCCGCACUGGCUUCCUCGCCACCGAGCCUGAUGAAUACGCGCGGGCCAUGCUCGAGGUCAUUGCCUUGUCACCCGAGGAGAGGAGGACGAUCGUCCAAGCGGCCAGAGCGUCAGUAGACCGCUUCUCGGAGGCGGAAUUCGAGAAGUCAUUCCUGAGAGCGGUGGAGCCCCUUGUGAGGAUAGACUAGCCUAUACCCACAUUUAGCUAUAUGCAGUAUGACAGAACUGCACAAUUAUAAUAUCGUAUCCACGGAGACAGUUGUCUUACAUGAUGGUUUGUUUGUAAACAUGGGUAAUGUGGAUACAGAUCCAAUAUCUAUAUAUUGGGCCCUAAGGGCCUACCAUUAAAUGUUUUCCGAAAUUUUGGAGCCAAACGAAACACAAAUUUGAUGUUAAAAUUACAUAAUACAUGCCGUUUGGAAAUAUUAAAAAUGUUAAAAUAUUAUUUUUUUAAAGUUUUAUGACGAACGAAAUGUUAAAACUCCAUUUAUUGGUCCGAUUUUGGUAUAAACGAAAACACAAAAUUGAGUCCGAAAUUUCGGAAUUUCAUUUCAUGGUAGACCCGCUAGUCCUCUAGACAUUGAUGGCGGAAAGUACAUCACUCAUUUCAAUAUCGCCCAUAUCGAUCGGAUAUCUGUUAUUCGAACAUGUCGAAAGUCUGUUAUAAUUUUUUUUUUUUUAUAACAAACUUUAACAUAUUCCUUAUU